AUGUCAGAAUAUUCGCUUUCUGAACCAGCUACUAUUUUUACAACGGACGGCGAAUUUGAGUUCAACACUAGCAGCUUGAACUUUGAAACCUACCUUUCAUCGCCUGCAAGUGAAGAAGCCGAAGCAAUAACUUCCUCUGAGGCUACUCCAACUUCUCCCCGAAACUCCUCUCCACAAGAUACAUCUAACUCUCCGACGAGCAAUUCUCCAAACCAGCCUUCAAGGAAUUCGAAACAAAACUUUUUAUCUUUGUUUAAAAAAAAAGAUACUUCGAACAGUAUAAAUACCAACCCUACAACCAAACCCAUCUCUGCACUACCUCAACAAUCACUGGUCAAUGCAAAUAUUCUCGCGCAUGAUAGUAAUUUGGACACUACAGAAAAUACUGUACAAAAUAACAAUGAUUUAGAGACUAAUCAUAACGUAUCGCGAUCUAUCAUUGGUAGCGUUAGUGUACCAGACCUCCCUGCAUUGAACACUAAUGCGUUAGAUGAUGAGUACAAUGCAAUGAUCAAGCAUCAGGCCAGUGAUAUAGGCAACCAUGCUUCUGAUGGAACUCAUGGCCUGAUUGAUGACUUUUCCGGAGGAAAACCUUCAAGUGUUUCCUCUAAAAAACACAAAAAAAGAAAAAACAGUAUAGUCUCUGAAAAAAUGAUUAAGGAAGACUCUGGAUUUAAGAAUACGAUGAAAAAUACUAUGCGUAAAACUUCUACAUUUUUCAAAAAACUUGGUAGCAAGCAAACCUCCGAUUAUUCUUCUAAUCAAAGUGAACGCCCACCAAUUCCAGAUUUUCAAGUACAAAACUCUCAAAUUGUAUCUUCUAACACAUCACAUCAUAUACCAGCCACAUUAAAUGUUAAAAAUGAUUCUUUAAUUCCGGAACCUCUUUCCUCUGCUACAACCAUUGAUGAUAGCUUUUCAGAUAAUAGUGCAAGUAUUGAUGAAAAAGAAUUGCUUAAACGUACAUUACAAGAAUACUCCUCUGUGUAUGUUGAUUAUCAAUUAGACGAUGACAAUGAUCGAAAAUCAAGUUUAUACCGAAUGUCUAUAUUAGGUGCUAACAAAAGUGUUCCUGAUAACAUUGGGAGAACUUAUAGCUGGAAUGUUCAAUCUUCAUAUGAUACCACUGAGAAUAUACCGAUAAAUACGAAUUUUGCAACAAACUUUUUUGAUAGUAAAAGAGUAAGCGGAAACACAUUCAUGAGUUUACCUGUAAUAAGAAGUGAAAAGAAAAAAGCAGAAUCAAAAAUGGUAUUGGAAGAAAUAAAAACUUUUAGCUUAUCUCGAGUCAAAGAGGAAGAUAAUGAAGAUGAUGUCAUUUAUAAAAAAGCCUUAGCAAAACAUUCAAAAACAAAUGUGAAAAGGAACACAAAGAAUUCAAUGAAUAAUGAAAGUGUAUCCACUACGCAUAUUGAUCUUAGAUCUCCUUCCAGGAGUACUGACGAAUCAUCACCUAGUCGUAAAAGUAGUAAAAAAUCUUUUCAUAGCAGCAAAUCCACAACAUCUCUUUUUACACCAGGUUCUUUAAUGGCUGAAACUGAAGAUCACAUUGCAUUAUAUUCAUCAUUAUCUGCACAACAACGAAGAGUCGUGUUGAAUAAAAGUGCAUCUCACGGUUCCAUCAGGGAUAUGAAAGACGAAGAUACGAUUGUUGAUAAUAGAACAUUGAGAGCUAAUUUGGAUGCAAGAGGUUUGAGCAUGAAGCCAAGACCGGGAAGUGAAACAGGUACGAAUUAUCGUCUCAGCCAAGCUACGAUACCAAAACGGCCGGAUAAAAAAUUGCCGGAUAUACCAAACAUAGACUUAAAAUCUGAGGCUGAUGUGUCAAACUCUCGUUCACCGCAUUGUCAAGCUUCCAGCAUUGCCAGUUCUUGUUAUGAAACUGCCAGCGGUUCAACCGCUACUCUUCAUACCGCCCCACCUUCACCAGUAACGGAUAUUAUAGAUCCCUCUAACUCAUCUGAAGGAACUACACCAAAAAUACACGUUGACGACGUCUUAUUUGUGUCUAGUCCUAGUCCAAUUGAAGUUCCAUUUGAUGGGGUCCAAUAUUCAUUUUCGGAUGUUCCUGAGAAAGGUGCUGGCGAGGUUUCACUUUCUGAAGCAAAACUUGCCGCUAAAAGGUGUUUCGAUGAAGACGAAACUUUUGUUAAAAAAAGUGCAAUCGCAGAGUUCUUAGGUGGAACGAAAGCUUUGCAAACUCAAGCACUGAAAUUUUAUAUGGAAUAUUUCGAUUUUUCAAAUUUAAGAAUAGACAUGGCAUUUAGGUAUGUUAUUCAUUUUAGAGAAACACAACAAGUAGAUCGUAUCUUGGAAGCAUUUUCAAUACGCUAUUGGGAAUGUAAUCCAAAAUCAAUUUAUGAUAUUGUACAUGCAAUUGCAUAUUCGCUUCUACUCUUAAAUACCGAUCUACAUAUCGCUCAAGUUUCUACUAAGAUGUCACGUCAGCAAUUUGUACGGAACACGAUGGCUGCAAUCCAUGCUCAAAUCAACCUGGCAAUGCAAGGUCAUAAUGAAUCAUAUGAAGACGAUCAAAGUACAAUAACGUCUGUUGAUACAAACGUAACUUCUAGUACAUCAAUUACUGCACGUCCACGUCGUAGCGGAAGUAUUAAAAGCUGGAGAAGCAACACAAAUUCAAGCAUGACCAGCUUAUCAUUCAUGCCUCCUAGUUUUUCACGACAAUGGGAUUCGGAAUUAGAAUCACUCUUAAAAGACAUAUAUACAGUCAUAAAAUCCAAUCAAAUAGUGCAACCAUUUUCUGAACCUGAAAGAGCACAAUCAGAUCCGAACACACUUUCACCAACAAUACAACGUAGUAUGAGCCUUUUAGGACACCAAAGCUCUAGAAUUAACGCUCUUAAGAAAGGAAUUGCUGCUGCUAAUGCGAGAGCUCGUAAAAAUGCAAAUGGUAAAGUUUCCCCAAGUCCUAGUUUUGGAAGCAUUGGUAGCGAGUCAAGCCUCGGAGCUGAUAGUUUGGCUCGUUCAAGUUCUCAAACGCUACCUACACUAUCUUCAUUUUCUUUACGUCACGCAUCUUCAUCGGAGACUGCGCUUACGUCCACAAUAGCUGAGUGUAAUGAAGAUGAAUUUGAUGACAGGGCAUCCAUUGAUUCAACAUCCACUUCAGAGUCAUUAGAGUUAUAUUUAUCUGGUGCACCAUAUGCCAAAGAAGGAUUGUUGGUCAGAAAACAUUAUUGGGAUUCUACAAAUAAAAGGGCCAAAGAUAAAUACUGGAAAGAAUGCUUUGUAGUUGUUGAAAAAGGUGAAAUACGAAUGUACAAAUUUGAUACUCAAAAUUCGUCCGGUUCACCUGGCGUUGGUGCAAUAGGUGGAGGAAAUUGGAUGGCAAAUGCAACUGCUAUGGGUGAAGUAAGCCUCCGUCAUAGUAUUACCAAUGCUCUACCUCCACCUGGUUAUAAUCGCUCUCGUCCUCAUGUAUUUGCACUUUCGAUGUCCAAUGGCGGUCUUUACUUUUUCCAAGCUGGUACAGCUGAAUUGGUAGAUGAAUGGGUGUCAACAUGCAAUUACUGGGCAGCAAGAAUGAGCAAAGAACCUUUAACUGGUGGUGUGAGUAACAUGGAGUACGGAUGGGGCAGAUGUUUAGAACCAAUCCUUGAUGGUGAUGAAUUUUCAGAUAGGAAAAGUAUAAUGAGCGACCAUCGUAGUAUAAUGAGCGGUGGGUCAACUUAUACUACUGAUCGGAUUGCUAUUAAUGAAUGGAAAGCACCAAUGCCGCCUAGUGUGUCUAGCAAUCUUGAUGAAGCUGGACAACUUGCCGCUCUGAAAAAAUAUAAAGAAGAUCUUGAAGAAGAACUAGAGCAGCAUAAGAAUUUCUGGGAUCCAAUGUCAAAAUUGUUUAGUCCACGUUCAUCAAAUCACACAAAAGCCUUCUCAAAUUGGGAGAAAAAAUCUCAAUGGUUAUUAUAUGAAAUUAUUAAGUAUACAACAUAUAUCGAAUGCAUUGAAAAUUCAAUAGUUAUUCGUGAAAAGAGAAGAAAAGAAAGGGCCAAAUUAAAAUUGAAAGAAGCCGAAAUUAAUGAAAAGGUCAAUUCCUUAAUUGCAGCUGAAUCUACAGAUGAUGAUGAGAAACGAAAAGAACAAAAGCGCGCAGAAUUGCGUGCCCGUGCACGUUUAUCGAUGAAGUUACUUCAUCGUGCAACAUGGACUCCGGGUGAUGGUUUUAGUUUAAAUUUGCCUAAGGAUUUGUUUGGUGAAGAACAAUUGAGUGAUGGCGAAGAGGAAAGUAUUUUAGCUGAAUCGAUAAAUCAUAAUACUAAGCCUAAAUCUGGCACUGAGAUAAAAGCUGUGAUAGAAGAUGAACGACGGAUAGGGAAUGUGAGUGAUUCAAAUUUUAAUUCAGGAACUAAAUGGGUUGAUCGUUUUUCAUAA
This is a messenger RNA of Cetraspora pellucida, 4392 nucleotides long. The record is from the annotation of a GenBank genome assembly. Lineage: Eukaryota; Fungi; Glomeromycota; Glomeromycetes; Diversisporales; Gigasporaceae.